UCCCCCAGAGCUCAGCUCUCGGCCCAUUCCUUGUCUCGCGGUUUCCGAUUCUGCGCAGUUGAGCCUGAUCCGCCUCGGCUGAGCUUUUGAGAGUUGUGCGGAAAACCCGAUGAAGUCCAGAAAACUUGUAACAAAGUAGCGAUCUGAGCAACGAUGAGUGGAUCUGUUGUCGACAACACCGUGUCACCGGGCAAUUCUUCGGUUGCGAUUCCGACAGACAUCAGCGGGCAAAUAUUAGAUCUAGACGAAGACGAUGACUUGGAAGUUUUCAGUAAGGAUUUGACUCUAACAGACGGCAGCUCUUUCAACGCCUCCAUGCAGACCUCCCCUGCUUCAAUGAUCAACCAGUACAAGUUUGAGGAAGACGCUGAAGACACUAAAGAUAUUUUUGUCACGGUCGAUAACCCAGAGAGUCAUGUAACGGCUAUUGAGACAUACAUAACCUACCGGGUGGUGACCAAGACCACACGGAGCGAGUUUGACUCGAGUGAGUUUGAGGUGCGAAGACGAUACCAGGACUUCCUGUGGUUAAAGGGACGUCUGGAAGAAGCUCAUCCCACGCUUAUUGUUCAUCCACUGCCUGAGAAGUUUGUGGUGAAAGGAAUGGUGGAGAGGUUUAAUGAAGAUUUCAUCGAGACGAGGAGCAGGGCGCUGCACAGGUUUUUGAACAAAAUAGCAGAACAUCCCAUUUUCUCCAGCAGUGAGGAUUUUAAGAUCUUUCUCACUGCAGCAUCUGGGGAGUUGUCCUCUCAUAAGAAACAAGGUCCGGGGUUUCUGAGCCGGAUGGGGGAUACGGUCAAAGCCGUCGCUGCUGCGGUCAGAGGGGUCAGAAACCGGCCUCUGGAGUUCACAGAAAUGCAGGAGUACGUGGAUGCUUUCAGUCAGAAGAUCAGCUCGCUUGAUAAAGUCACUCAAAGGAUCGUCAGAGAGCAGAAGGAGUAUCUGGACGAGCUGAAGGAGUCUGGGCCGACAUACGCGCUGUGGUCACAAUCAGAGGAGGAGCUGGCCGAGCCCCUGAGGAACGUGGCAGGCUGUGUGGACAGAUGCUGCAAGGAGACAGAGGAGCAGGUCAAGAAUCUCAAUGAUCACCUGAUUCCAGUCCUUCAUGAGUACGUCCUCUGCGCAGACACACUCAAGGCGGUCCUCAGAAGGCGAGACAACAUCCAGGCGGAUUUCGAAGCCAAGACUGAGGCUCUUGCCACAAAGAAGGCCGACAGAGACACGGAGUCUAAGGUGCUGAGUUUAGCAUGGGACAGCUUGGUGGGACGAUCCCCUGAGGAGGUCAAACAGCAGAAACAGCAGAAACUUAAGGGCGAGAUUAAUGAGAUGAGAGAUGAUCUGGAUAAGGCAGAGGACCGGCUGGAGUGGGCAAAUAAUGCACUCAAAAGCGACUGGACCCGCUGGCAAAAGGUCAUGAGGACUGACCUACGAUCAGCCUUCGUCGACACAGCAGAGAGGAACGUCAGCUACUAUGAAAAGUGUUUGGCUGUAUGGGAGUCGUUCUUGCAUUCUCAAAGGACAGACGCUGAAGGAAAUGGAAAUGUUGACUUUUCCUAAUCUCUCAUGGUGCUUUUAUCUGAACGGGACCACCAAAGACGCUUUUAUUCCUGCAGAAGCCAAUAAGAUUCAUAUUUAGAGACCGAGGCACCAAAGAGAGGGACAGUCACCCUGUACAAACAUAUCCAAACAUUUACCCACUCAACCAGAGAGAUCGAAAGGAGAAUUUCUUUCUGUCAUCAGUAUGACUCGCAUUUGAAUUCUUUUGAUAAUGGGAAAAAAUAAUGUUGCCAAAUCUUUUAUACUGAGAUCAAUUUUUCAUUUUUGAUUAUAUAAAUACAACACAUGAGAUGAAAAAAAAGUAAUGCAAUUCCUGGAAGAUGAAGAUGCAUGCAUUAUGGCUUUAUUGCAUCAUCUGACCUUUCUAGUAAGGAUUUUAUCCAUAUGAUGUUUGCUAUUUCAUAUGUCCUGCCCUUUUGCAGAUCAAUGCAAAUGCUUUUUACCUCUUAUCAGAGCUGCCUCGAUGCAAAAACCAGUCAAUUAGAGUAUAAAUAAAUAUAAAUGCACUCUGAAUGGAUGCAUUUCUUGCAUUGGACUGAAUUCAUCAUUGUGCUAUUCCAUUCAGGUUACUGAAGCUGCAUCUUUAUGCAAAAAAAUCAUAUAUUAAAGAUGCUGACAUUCCAGAAUGUUUACAUGUUAUUGUAGUGCAUAAAGCAAAAGAAUUUACCUGCCGCCUUUUAAUGUGAAUUGAGUGUAUUGUUUUAGAUUCUUCCAUAUGAUUUAAUGCGGUGCACUAAUUUCAUAAAGUAAUAAAUUGCAACCUGAUUUAAAACCGCUUUUAAAGAUUAGUAGUGAAUUUAAUGUCUUGGAUGUAUUCUUGGAAUAGCUGUAAAGAAAGUUAUUGAAAAGAUGAUUGAAAGAA
Messenger RNA from Carassius carassius (crucian carp), 2419 nucleotides. RefSeq names its product sorting nexin 7 (gene snx7). Lineage: Eukaryota; Metazoa; Chordata; Actinopteri; Cypriniformes; Cyprinidae. The transcript has 10 exons. Gene Ontology annotation, molecular function: phosphatidylinositol binding. The record is from RefSeq and is a predicted model, not a curated record. The coding region runs from base 154 to 1557 and encodes 467 amino acids.